Molecule: messenger RNA, 3064 nt
Organism: Lepisosteus oculatus (spotted gar)
Lineage: Eukaryota; Metazoa; Chordata; Actinopteri; Semionotiformes; Lepisosteidae
Gene: ndnfl
Product: neuron-derived neurotrophic factor, like
Molecular function (GO): heparin binding; protein binding
Source: RefSeq, a predicted model, not a curated record
UUUGUGCAGCUCACUUACCAGACAGCUCUGAUCUGGGCCGUGGGGAAUAUAGACUGGCCGGCGCAGCUCACAGGCUGACUGUCGAUCGGAGAGACAGGCAGGCAGGGUGCAGCGUGCUCUGCAAGGGGCACAGGGACAUGAACCAUUCUGACAGCGUGCCCAGAGCUGGCUGUACCAGUCCCGAUGAGACAGGAGCCAUGAGCAGGGGUUUUGGUUUUUGACUUCUGCCAGGACGCUUUGUGUCACUUUCCUUCUGGAUCGGCUCCUUGGUGUUUUGGAAGAAGACUUCUUUUACCUUCUUUUCCUCCUUCUUUUUCCGACCGGACUUCAGUGGAGGGAUUACCCCGCAGGAUCAGAGAGAGGGGCUUUGUUACGACAAAGCCCAGACAGAGCACAGCAGCUUGCCUUUCUCGAAGUGCCAUUGAGGAGAGACACACUUUCUGUAACUCAGGUGUCCCAGCAGGCUGCAGGAAUGGCUGUAUAUGCUCACUGUUAUCUGAUCCUUGCUCUGCUGUGUGGUCCAGUGUGGCCAGUGGGGCCCCCUGCUCUGUUGUCUGAAAAUGAGGUCCCACUACGCCCCUCUGUCUUGCUUUCCAGGGGAAAGCUAACCCCCAUCCGUCUCCCUAAGGACCAGCUACGGAGGCUGUAUUUCACACUGCAGAAGGGAAGCCCUGCAUUUUCUGUGGCUGUGAGUCCGUGUGAUGUGCCCAUUGAGUGGAGUCUGACUGUCCGGAUGCUACAGAGCAAGCCAGCCACACCCUUGCACUGGGGUGAGAAGAAGAGCAUGGCAGAGGUGUGGUGGAGAAGCUCCGGGGCCGAGAAGCUGCUGCACACAUACAAAGGCAACGCCAUGGACACCUACAGCAUCCCACCCCACACUCAGGCCUCCUUCUACAUUCUCAAGCUACGUUCGGUGGAGCAGGACACUAGGAUCUCGGUGUACCUGCAGGAUGGAGGGGGGUCUCUGGAGGCAUUCCCCCAGCUGCCCCCAGACCCUCGUAUUCGCAUUGUGGGCUUGGGCAUGACCAGCGUUACACUCUCCUGGAGCCCCAGCCCUUCAGCCCUGGGGCACGGGCAGCAGAGGUAUCACUACUGUGUGCUGGCCAACCGCAGACACAACUACAAGAGCAUGUGUGCAGUGCAGGAAGCGAUGCGCAAGGAGAAAAUGAAGAUGGGGGGAAAACAGAAGGCAGCUCCGCGGCCAUUUCUCAAACAGGAGUGGUGGAAUUUCCCCAAGAGCGGCCAGCGGUCAUCUUCGCCCCUGCAGAGCGAGUCCCUGGCUGUGCUGCAUGUUUGCACUGGCACAGAGACUGUGUACACGGUGUCGGAGCUGUCCCCAGACACGCAGUACUACUUCGACGUGUUUGUGGUGGACCAGCUAAACGGCACCAGCGUGGCAUACACAGGCACCUUUGCCCAUACACACCAGGAGCCCCGGCCCCCCGUGCAGCCACUGGGCGAGGGCGAGCUUAGGUGGGUGACUGUCCGGGGUGGGGGAAGGCCGGGUGAGCACCUCAGCUUCCGUCCCCGGGGCUGGCAGCAGAGCGCCCUCCUCACCCUCCAGAAAUGUGGCGCAGGGAAGGUGCGAGCCACCAUCACCAGCAAAGCGGACCAGCUGGCGUCCCAGGAGUUGAGUGAAGAGGUGACUCAGAUCUGGGUGCAAGGAAAGCCCACUUACGUGAUACACCUGGAGACUGCGCCGCCGGGGGGACCAGCAGUAUCAGGGCAAUGGGGAACCGCCGUGAAAAUCCAGGCCUCCUCUGCGUACCACCGCCAGGCUGCCCCCCUGCUCCCGGCUAGCCUGCAGAUUAAGUCCUUCAACAAGCUGCGCAGCUGUCAUUCGGUCACCCUGGCCUGGCUGGGGACAGAGGAGAGGAGCCUGUACUGCGUGUACCGCCACAAGCUGGAACAGGGCGAGGGGGGGGACACAGGGAGGUGUAUUGGGCCAGAGUCUAGAAGUGACGUGGAAAAAGUGCUCUGUAAAUAUUUCCAGGAGCUCAAUCCCCGUCGAGCGGUAACCACGGCCACCAUUGGAGGUCUGGAGCCUGGCAUGGCCUACUUGUUUGAUGUCUAUCUCAUGAGACCCUGGGGGAUUCCAGUCAAAUACCUCAGCAAGGUGGUCCGCACCAGGAGAGAAUGCUGAAUACAUUCAAAACUCACUUUCUGUAAUUGACGGGACUCCACGUCAACAGCACCAAUGAAGGCACUCCACAACACAACAGGCAGCUACCUUGGGGAAACACCAUUAAACCCAUUUGUGUCUCAUAUGAUGUCUUAUAAGCAUUUCUUAGAUCAUUUGUAUUAAAUCUGCUUCACAUGCUCCAAAAAAUCCGGAAAACCCCAUCAGCUGCCCCUUUCACAACUAUUGUCUUUGUCUCCCAGUGUGAAGGCAGGGAAAAGAUCACCUCAAUAUCUCUGUAGCACCUGAGAUAUUCUGCUAUGCAUUUUCCAUAACGAUCUAGCUGAGAAUGUGCCUGGCAGAGCAGGAAGGGAGCUGGCAUGAGAGUGGUCCAGCAGGAGGGCUGGAGAUGACGGUAGACAGAAUGAAGGUGUGACCUGCCUCAGCAGUGCUGGGACAUUUGAACACUCACUAUUGAAAGCCCAAGGAGAUAUCAGUGUUUAAAUUAUGGUCCAUUUAAAGACACACCAGAAUGCAUUACUUAACACUUUUAAUGUGCUGUCAAUUAAUAUGUGGGUGGGGAACCUGUGAAUCGGUAUGUGUGUUAUAAAAUUGUCGCCCAAACAAUUGAACAUAUUUCAGUUUCCUUGGAACGUCCUUGGAAUUCAAGCAAGCACCAAUGUUAUAAUUAUAAUUAUAACAGACACACACAGUAUGCAUGUACUUUAUAGUACAGGUAUGUGAAGACCUAGGUUGAUUGCAUGCUCUGAUUAUUAUAGCUCUUACAAUAAACUGUAAAAUGUAUUUUUUUGCAUAUGACUAAUUUUCAAAUGCAUUCAAAUGCAUUUGAGGACUUUUAAAUGUACUUUGUGUGUAAUUUAAUUCUUUUCUGAAUAAAUUCAUAGCAAUAGGCUUUAUUUUGUAUGUGUUUAGCUGAAAUAAAGU